Messenger RNA from Gordionus sp. m RMFG-2023, 4626 nucleotides. RefSeq lists its product as uncharacterized. Lineage: Eukaryota; Metazoa; Nematomorpha; Gordioida; Chordodea; Parachordodidae. Gene Ontology annotation, biological process: cell-cell adhesion. The coding region runs from base 53 to 4129 and encodes 1358 amino acids. The record is from RefSeq and is a predicted model, not a curated record. Gene Ontology annotation, molecular function: protein binding. The transcript has 10 exons.
CUUUUCUAACCUUAAAACAAAGUACUUUUGUUCUCAAAAACUUGUUCAUCCAAUGGAUACUAAUCUAUCUUCACAAUACAUCCCUUUAAUCAAAUCAAUCAAUAACUCAGUACUUCUUUCCAAUUAUUUUUCCUUACCCCCUAGAAUUAUCUCAAAUACUUCCACUACUCUUAUAAACAUCUCAAAUCAUAAUACAAUUCACAAUGUCUCGUUACUCAUCACCAAAUCCAGCAAAGCUAUUUAUACUUAUCAAUUCAAAUGUGAACUUAAAUCAUCAAUCAGUGAUAUACUUUUUUUGAGGAUGUUAAAAUUACCUGGGCCUUUUUCUUCAAACUCCACUAGCAACGUUCAAGAUGCAAUAUUUACUAUGGCAGCCAAUUUAACGUUAGUGCCCAAAAACCCUGCUAAAAAGGAGGAAUUUAAGGAAGCAACAGAAAAGCUUAUGGUUUGGAUGAUACACAUCACUGAUAAAUAUCCUUAUAUUGUAACUCUGGGCAAAGUUCCGAUAAAUUUCAAAGGUUACAAGGAGAAAGUAAGACAAACAUCAAUGAAAAAUAUGGAAAACAGGCCAGAUUGGGUAGUUUAUGAACACACAAAAAUGCAAAACAAGUCAGAGCUUCCUUUUCAAAUUAUAGAAAACUACCUCACCUCGGGUUCCCUUAGUUUAACUAUAUCCUACCCUAAUAAUGAUAGAAAAGUUUCUGAAUGUUAUGAUGGUACUAGGCCUGCAAAUAUUAUAUGCGCCAUCUUGAAACCUAACUACUUCUCAGAAACUGCUAAUGACAAUAUUUUGAUUCGAUCCCAAACUCUUCCAAUAUCGACAAUACAAAACCUUUUUAAAAAAAUUCCCAAAGAUAAGAAAAAUAAUUAUCGAAAAAUUAGGAUCCAUUUAACGGACAACAAUUUAUUGAGAGAUACUAUCAUGAAUAGGUUAUAUCAUUUCGACUUAACUCCUGCACCUCCAGGAAAAUCAGAUGAUUAUUUCGCGAAUCUUCAGAUAUCUCCUGACAAAUAUUUUUAUCUCAGCGGAGACAGUUAUAAGGAGGGAACUGGAGAUGUUAUUAACGAAAAAUCCAGAUUAACUUUGCAAUUCCCAACUCUCAACCAUUCGAAUUUCAAAUAUUUAUGGGUGAGAACGGAUAGGAAAGUUAUCACAAAAGCUUUUGGUAAGUUUUCGCUCAGCUCUUAUUUAAAAACGCUAGAAAAAAUUUCCGAUAAUUUUUAUUUCGAACCAAAUAUUGACGACACGGAUUACAUGUUGGGGACGGGUUUGAUCAGAACAUUUUACAGGGAAUUAUCAUUGAAUCUCGAAUCCAAUAUCAGGAAUUUUCAAACGCCUAAUCUUGCAAAGAGUGGUAGGGUGAGUAAUUAUUCUAGUGAAACUAUCCCCACAUCGUUCCUUCCCGAGAAUCCUAUUCUUGGGAAUGGAAUAGUAUCCAUUCCCGAACAAUUCAUAGAUCCUGAAACUGGAGCCCUGGAUUUUAAUCAAAUGUUACUUUUCGGGAAUGAUGUAGAUUUCCUAAAUUUUGCAAAGGACGAGACAAAUAUUGCGAAAGACGGUAAUAAUAGCGGCGAUAAAAUACGAAAUGACGGAUUUGAUAAAACGCUUUUAGACUAUGCCUGGAUUUAUGAAGAUGGUAACUUUAAAAACUUAUUCUCCUCCGCUAAAUCUUCCCUCGACUCUCAGGAAACUCUAGGCAAUCUUCCUUAUAGUCCAUUUAUUACCGGUCCAAACAUGGUUUCUAAAUUAGCCCGACCCCCUUACCUCCUAACUUGUUUUGGGCUCCGGGAAAAUUUUGGCAAAAAUUUGAAAUCCCAGAAUUUUCAAAGUCAGAGAAAUUCCCAUUUUGAGAUACUUCGACAUUUUACUUAUGAAACGGAGCUCGUCAGCAGCAUGGAAUUUUUGAAUCCCGAAAAAGGCGAUCAUUUUAAGUCCAUGAAGCGCGGUGCAACAGUUAGAUUAAAGUGUGCCGGUCUCGGUUUACCCCCUCCUAGGGUGACGUGGCUCGUCAACGGACAUCCUAUAAUAACGGCUGGCAAAUUCAACGUUGUGCGAGACCCACUAAAUCCCGUUCCGCUUUCCAUUCGCAGACAAAAUAGCAUGAUGAAACGCAAAAAGAAGAUAAUCGCACGAGUUUUGGCGCUAAAACUGAGGGCUCGAUGGAGUAGCAGCGAAAUAAAUAGCAGUAACGAUACUACCAAAAUCCUGAACGUUUUGGGCCAGGAUAAAAUUAUCGAGCCUGCUACCACCUUUCUAAAUUCUUCAUUAAAUAAGACACGUCAAUCUUACAAAUCUGACGAUGUAAAUAUUUAUAAUUAUUCGCGGAAAAAAAUACUCGACAUUCGAACCGAACUUUCAAAGAUUUACGACGAUUACUAUUAUUUUUACCAUUACUAUGGGACCAGCCUGAUUUCCAACUUAGGUGACUUGGUUAUUUCUAACGUGCAGGAGACCGAAACCUUGGGCAACACUUAUCAAUGUAGAUUGACACGUCGAGCUACGAAAAAUUCCGAAAGUUUUGAUGGAAAUAUGAUGGAGUAUGUUGCAUAUGAAGAGGGCACCUCAGAAGAUGAAAGUCUUGAUGAUUUUGAAAGCCUUAUAAGCCCACCAAUGUAUUUAGCAUUGAUAGAAUCAGACGACACGGUACCUAGGCCUCCACAAAACGUUAAAGUGACCUCUCUUAGUCCUACCUCCGUGAUUAUUGAUUGGAAUAACGAUGAUAAAUUAUCUAUUGAUUAUGAAAAAAGUAUAGCGGAAGAUUAUGCGAAUGGUAGCAAUCAGGAUUUGUUAGCGUAUAGUGUCCAUUAUACCCCUGUCUUAAACGACGAUUUUAUUUACGAUUCCAACAACCUGGAAAAACAAGUUAUUAUCGACCCCUUCACCACAAGAGCCAUUAUAAAAGAACUUAAGCCGGCCACGAAUUAUACCUUUUACGUUAUAGCUUACAACUCGUUUAGCGCUAGUUCCCCUUCAAAAUCUCUUCACUUUAUAACCUCUCAAAAUAAUUACCUUCCAUAUAUUGGUAAAACGGAAAACUUUGCUAAAACCACCAUUUUUCAGGAUUUUGUUCCGCUUAACGAUAUGCCCUCGACUGGGAUGAAAUCAAUAAAUCUCUUUUCUCAAGUUGCAGACUCCGACGACUUUUGGCUUGACAGCGAUUUUCUACUUUUAGGAAAUCAAAAUGGCGAUGCUUUAUACGGCUAUAAAACUAGGGAAAACAAUUAUUUAAAAUUGAAUUUUACGCUGAACGAUAUAAUCUCUAAUUAUGAAUCGUCGUUUUACCCUAAAAACGCGCUGUUUGUUUAUUACGAGUUUCCUAGCUUCAUUAUCGGAAAUGAAAGUUGGUGGAGACUUCUGUAUACAGCCUUUAAUGCAUCACAUCCCAGGGCACGCGACCUACCACUCAUUUUUGCCAAUAAAGAUUUUUCGAAGAAAAUUUCUACCAUCGAUUUAAACGGAACAAAUAUAGUUUUAACGAGCAAUAAUAAAGACGAUAAAAACAAUUAUGUUAAACUUUCGGGUUUGAUCGAAUCUAAAACUUACGCUCUGGCCUUAGCCCUGCACACGAUUCAUACUGACAAAUGCCCAACUUGUUUUACCGAUAAAAUAUUCGGAGAUUGGGCUCUGUUUAGAUUCAUUAAAAUGCCAAGUAAUCAAACUUCUUUCUCUGACUUGAGUUAUUAUCCCGAAAACGACACUUUAAAAGCGUCAAAUGACUUAACAUUAGACCAUUUCAAACCGUGGUUACUUCUCACUAUUUGUGUGUCUGCCAUAGUUCUUUUAGGCCUUAUAAUCGCAACUUUAUACUUAACCAUCUAUUUUAAACUUAAACGGAAAAGAAAUGGGAAUGUCAAGGGGAAAAUUCCCGAAAAGAAGUCAGAUCGAAAGGAUUCAAAGUAUUUUGAAGACUUGAAUGGGUACUCGCACCUGGCCCGUGGUUAUAAUGGGAAAACCAACAGUUUUAGCAUAGACGAAAAUCGUAAUCGAAAUAUGUAUUGCAAUAGCCCAUUGAUCCAUAAAUCAUUAGAAAAUCACCAAUUACAACUGCUCAAGUCCCCACUUAUUCGCAAUGAUUUUAUUAUUGAUUCUAGAAGAAAAUCAGAUGGUAGUAUUUUUGAUGUAGUUUAGAGUUUGAUGAACUCGAUUUGUAAUCCCUCAAAAAUAUUCUAAUUUAUUUUAAUUUGCAUCAGGUAGCUUGCGUUCUUAUUUAAUUUUGAAAAAUCAAAUAUUCUAUCGGCUCAAUUUAUGCUUCAUCUAUCACCACAUUAUUUUUUAUAAUUCUAGUCCUCUCUUUUAAAAUAAUUUACUAUAAAUAUUUAGCCUAAAUUAUUGCUUAUUUGAGAAAUAUAAUAUUUCUUUUUUUUUGCCGAAUAUUUUUAACUACAAUACAAGUAUACCUUUCCCCCUUAGCCGAUUAACGCGACUUAUCUGAAAAUAAAAUGAUUGACAAGUCUUGUUUUUUUAAAAGAUAGCUUUGAAACCUUAUUCGUGUCAUCCUCAUUUUUCUCUUAACUAUCCUAACCAACCAAAUAAGAUAAUCUCAAUCGCCUUAUUUCUGAUAACUUGUUUUACCCGUUUUAUCUUCGUUUUUAAUAUUUCAAUUCAAUUUUUUAUAUUGAAAAUUU